Molecule: messenger RNA, 2576 nt
Organism: Pecten maximus
Lineage: Eukaryota; Metazoa; Mollusca; Bivalvia; Pectinida; Pectinidae
Product: sialate O-acetylesterase-like
Exons: 9
Coding region: 260-1813 (517 amino acids)
Biological process (GO): carbohydrate metabolic process
Molecular function (GO): sialate O-acetylesterase activity
Source: RefSeq, a predicted model, not a curated record
CAAAUUAUCAACGUCCUGAUCAUGAUCCGAAAGCAGAGUUAGUGGGCGCUCGCCAAUUUGUUUUCUAUCUAUCUAUAGGCUAGGCCUAUAUGAUAUGCUAUAGUACCCGUUUCCGGUCUUAACUAGCUGCGAUGACGUAGCUCUGAACGACGGACGGAAGAUUUCUGACAGAUGGUCUUCGUCAGAGUGAAAGCAGGGUCCUAAUGAUGUACAGAAUUCCAAUAAUAACUUCAAAUUUGCAACUUACUAUGGGGACCAUAUGGUUCUGCAGCGUGCACCAAAGAAGGCUGUUGUUUGGGGUUACCAUCCAUUUACUUAUGUGUAUGUGGGAGUGACUGUUGGAAAUAACACUCAAUAUGGCCUAGUUAAUACACAUGGAAUAUGGAGUGUUAUCUUGGACCCUGUGGUGGAUCCAGGCCCAUAUAAUAUCACAGCUCGCGGACUGGCAGGGGAGAUUACUCUUACCGAUGUCCUGUUUGGAGAUGUAUGGAUCUGUUCUGGGCAGUCAAACAUGGAGUUUACAGUCAGAAUGGGAAACAAUGCAACUGAGGAAAUACAAGAUGCAAACAACUAUCCACAUAUCCGAGUAUUUACAGUAAACCAGAGGGCUGGAUCAAGUACACCUUUAUCAGACUUCACCAUUAAAAACAGCAUUAAACAGUACUGGUCUGUGGCUUCUAAUGCUUCUAUUGGUGGAACUGAUGUAGAGUGGGGCUACUUCUCGUCUGUGUGUUGGCUGUAUGGUAAAUACCUGUACCAGAAGCUGGGCUACCCCAUUGGUCUGGUAAAUACUUGCUGGGGAGGUACACCUGUGGAGGCCUGGUCCUCUCCUGAUGCACUAUUGAAGUGUGGCCUGUUUGGAUCACCUCACAACACUGAAAAAGUCAGAUUUACAGAUCUAGACAGAAGCUCAGAUUAUCGUUAUUCUGAUGGACAAACCUUGUUUUGGUCACCAAAUUACUCUGACCUGUGGAAUGCCAUGGUUAACCCUCUCCUCAACAUGACAAUAUAUGGAACUAUUUGGUACCAAGGUGAAUCAAAUGCUCCACAUCCUCAUAACUACAAUUGUACCUUCCCCUCAAUGAUCAGCGACUGGAGAGCCAAGUUUCAUGCUUCACACAGACAGAACGACCCAUCAUUUCCUUUUGGCUUUGUAAUGCUUGGUGCCAAUGAGCCAGACAUGACAAAGUUUGAUGGUUUUCCUGAGAUACGAUGGCAUCAGACAGCAGAUUACGGCUAUGUACCAAACCACAAGAUGGUAAACACCUUCAUGGCUAACGCUAUGGACUUACCUGGCUUUCUGAGCAGUGUAGGCAGCAUCCACCCGGGUGACAAACAGGACGUAGCAAGACGAUUGGUCAAUGCCAGUUUGGCUGUGGCCUAUCACCACAAGGAUAUUGUUUACCAGGCUCCACUACCCACUGGCUACAAGGUGGACACCAAGGAUCAAACACUGGAACUUAUCUACAAUAAUGGUUCAGAGGCACUCCAUCUAAGGAACAAGGCUGGCUUUGAGAUCUGUUGUUGCUACGGUAACAAGACAGAGUGUGGUGAACAGUCAUGGUGGGUACAGACCUCCAUAGAAAAGGUCACUCGCAGCACUGCAAUACUCAGUACAGCAACUUGUUUGGCCAGGAAUGUCGCUGGAAUCAGAUAUGCAUGGAGAGUGACGCCCUGCUCUUUCAAAGACUGUGCUUUAUACUCAUACCUCAGCUCCUUUCCAGCAUCACCUUUCCUUUAUACAAGUAGAAACUUUAGUAAAGACGGUACUUAUAUUAUCAAUGGUACUGUGCCACACCCCAUAACUGUGUAGUACUCCGAGGGUUCAAAGUCGACCAAGACUCUCGAGCUCGCUGUGAAAGAUCUGAUGGUGAAUUUUUGCUUCAUUAACCAUUUUGUGUAACAAAGACUUUUCUAACCAAAGAACAAUUGUCAGGAGGGGCCAGGGGCUUAUACCCCUGCUGGACUAAGGGAUGGGGUAAUUUAGCCAUGUUUUUAUGAAAUUUUUUAUUCUAAAUUGUGGUUUAAGCAACUGCUAUGGAUGAAAUACAAACAAAAGUUAUUUGGUCAUCUACAAACAAGACCAGACUAUGUUGGUCUUUUAAUUAUUUAUCAUCAUGACGUUAUUUUGACCAGCCGAGAAUCGGACUCGCUCACAACAUUCCUGUUGAUGGCCUCCAUAUAUGGUUGUCCUUGCCUUACGUUCACAACUUAUUACCGGUGGUUCCUGUGUGUUGAGUUUUAAACCAACACUCCUAUUCACCCACAUUUAAGAUGUACAUGUAUAUAUUUGUACCUGGUAAGUAUAUGCAUAAGUUCAUAUUUUUUACAAGAACAUUUAUAAAACUUUUCAAUUUACAGUACAUUUUGAGAUGCAUUUGUUUUGAUACACAUUUGUAAUACAUAUUUUGUUUUUAUAUAUAUUUUUAAAUGUGUGUUGAAAAAAAUUGUUAAAAGAGAUACGGAAUCAAUUACAUAUAACUAUGUUUUUUUCAGACACCAUUCAAUAUGAUUUUAAAUCAUAUGAAAGUAUGUUGUUGUGGUGCAUUUAAUUAUUAAAAUAAAUCCAAACAUUU